Molecule: messenger RNA, 1610 nt
Organism: Xylona heveae TC161
Lineage: Eukaryota; Fungi; Ascomycota; Xylonomycetes; Xylonales; Xylonaceae
Exons: 1
Coding region: 137-1432 (431 amino acids)
Biological process (GO): regulation of cell cycle
Cellular component (GO): nucleus
Source: RefSeq, a predicted model, not a curated record
UCACAAAAUUUAUACCUGGCCGUUUUCGAAUCCUCUCACAAUCGCGAAGAGUCACAAUUAUAAUACCUCAGACUCUCCUCUGGUCAAAAAACAUUGGUCUGAGUUGAGAAGAAGUCCAGGAUCUGGUUUCGCAAAAAUGUCUUCCACUUCAACGAGUCAGGUCGGAAAAGACUUGCAAUCUCUCCGCAGCACCGUUGAGUCAACACUUGGAUUAUUACAGCAAUUCCAGACUUCUCUCAACCUGACUGCUACUGCUUCCACCGCCGUCAACGGGAACAAAAACGACCAUAACGACAAUAUCGAGAAUCAGACGCUUCCCAAUGACCUACCUAACCCUCUCGACGUGCUGCACACAGCCGGCACUCUUCUCAGAGCACACACGACCAAGCUCGGGCUGCUCAUGAUCAACAAACCAUUUACUCCGUCCGCAAUCACCACCGUGUUGCGCGAAGUCCAGACUGGAUGUCUGCCAGCAAUAAUGGGCGCUGUGGAAAUAUGCUGUGCCCAGAACGAGUCUACAUCCAAUUCGAGCUCGAAACCUUCGUGCAGCCAGACUCUCCAGACCGAAGUCCGCGCCCGCGUGCGCCGCGUCUUUGCCGAGCUUCCUCAUCUUAUGCACGAAAUUCUGCGCAUUGCUGAAGUUGGUCGUGGUACUGCUGCGUCGCCCGCGUCAGCUGCUCCUUCUCGGCAGGCUGGGGUCAUUCACGGAGGAAGCGACAGCAGAGACAGUCUGGCCUCUACUGGUGUCGUCUGGGACGCAUGCGAUUCUCUGAUGGAGCUGCGCGACAAGGGCCUCGCAGGAAUUGUCGUCAAGAAGGCAGAAGGAUACAGAGACAUGCUCAACGACGCGAUCACCGAGUUGCGCGAAUGGUCCGAGGAGGUCGAGUCGUCGGACGAUGACGACGAGGACGACGACGAGGAUGAUGCCGAAAAUAGUGAUGAUGACGAGGACAAUGCUCAGGCCAAAGAUCUGAAAGACGAAGACUUUGACGAUCUCUUUGCCUCGUCGAACAAGUUGCCGAAAAACGACACGAAACUUCGCGCGCAGCUAGAGUCGUCGCUGAAGAAGCUGAAACUGUUAAGUACGCUGUAUCAAGCGCUUAUCAAGAGACGCUUGCAGAGUGUCCCGACUGAGUCUACUGUUGGCACUGAUAGUGGAGAGGGAGAGGCAAACGGUGAUGCGUCCAGAGAAGACGAUAUCAAUGCGACGAUUGAUGCUCUUAUGGCCAAGCUGAAAGCUAUUCCCGACGGGACGGACGAGCUGGCUAAUGCAUUUUACGAGCUGGAUGGCGAAGAAGCUGCGUCCGAAAUGGACAAGUGUGUCAACCUCGCCAAGGAAUCAAUUGCUCUCGUGCGGACAAAUUGGGUUGGAGGAGGAGAUGAGUUCACCGCCUGGUCAGCAAAAUGGAUUGAAUUUGUUGAGAAGGCUUGAAAUGCUUCAAGAUUUGCGUCUCAUGCCCUUUGAUCUUGGCAUAUAUUGUAGUGCAUACUAGGCUCGUCAGUUUUAUUGAAGAAACGAAAAGCAAAAUUCGGAUUGCAAAAGUCAUAGAUUACGAUAUCCUGGAUCAAGAAAAGAAUGGAAUUGUUAUUUCUGCUUGAAAACAGGCCCA